AUGAACAAGUUUUGGUGGAGCGCAGGCUGGGGACUCUGCCUUAUCGUGCUGCUGAGCCUGGCACAGAUUGAUCUCAACAUCACUUGCCGAUAUGCUGGCGUAUUCCACGUGGAGAAAAACGGCCGCUAUAGCAUCUCCAGGACCGAGGCCCCUGACCUCUGCCAGGCUUUCAACAGCACGCUGGCUACCAUGGCCCAGAUGGAGAACACCCUGAAAAUCGGGUUUGAGACAUGCAGGUACGGAUUCGUAGAAGGGAAUGUGGUGAUCUCCCGGAUCCACCCCAACACCAUCUGCGCUGCCAACAACACAGGGGUGUACAUCCUCACGUCCAAUACCUCCCAGUACGACACUUACUGUUUCAAUGCUUCAGCUCCAGAAAAUGGGGAGGAUUGUACAUCAGUCACAGAUCUGCCCAAUGCAUUUGAAGGCCAAGUUACCAUAACAAUUGUUAACCAUGAUGGCACCCUCUACAGCCAGAAAGGAGAGUACAGGACCAAUCCAGAAGACAUCAAUCCCAGCAACCCCACUGAUGAUGAUGUGAGCAGUGGCUCAUCUAGUGAACGGAGCACUUCAGGAUGUUACAGCAUCUUCCACACCUACCUUCCAACCACAAACCCAGCUGAAGACAAAUCCCAUCCUUGGGCUUCUGACAACACAGAUAACACGCCAGCUACCAGUCACAGAAAUGACGAUGAGACUGGUGGAAAAUCCCAUACGACUCAUGGAUCUGAAUCGGCUGGACAUUCAAGUGGGAGUCAAGAAGGUGGGAUCAACACAACAACUCCUCCUAUGAGGAAAGCCCAAGUCCCAGAGUGGCUGAUCAUCUUGGCAUCGCUGUUGGCCUUGGCUUUGAUUCUCGCAGUUUGCAUCGCUGUCAACAGUCAAAGAAGGUGCGGGCAGAAGAAGAAGCUCGUAAUCAAUGGUAAUGGAGCUGUGGAGGACAGAAAGCCAAGUGGACUCAAUGGAGAGGCUAGCAAGUCCCAGGAAAUGGUGCAUUUAGUGAACAAGGAGACAUCAGAGACCCCAGACAAGUUCAUGACAACCGAUGAGACACAGAACCUGCAGAAUGUGGACAUGAAGAUUGGGGUGUAA
This is a messenger RNA of Elephantulus edwardii (Cape elephant shrew), 1092 nucleotides long. RefSeq names its product CD44 antigen-like. The record is from RefSeq and is a predicted model, not a curated record. Gene Ontology annotation, cellular component: basolateral plasma membrane; plasma membrane; macrophage migration inhibitory factor receptor complex. Gene Ontology annotation, molecular function: hyaluronic acid binding; cytokine receptor activity. The coding region runs from base 1 to 1092 and encodes 363 amino acids. NCBI's taxonomy places the organism in Eukaryota, Metazoa, Chordata, Mammalia, Macroscelidea, Macroscelididae. Gene Ontology annotation, biological process: positive regulation of ERK1 and ERK2 cascade; inflammatory response; cell adhesion. The transcript has a single exon.